Messenger RNA from Camelina sativa (false flax), 2517 nucleotides. NCBI's taxonomy places the organism in Eukaryota, Viridiplantae, Streptophyta, Magnoliopsida, Brassicales, Brassicaceae. The record is from RefSeq and is a predicted model, not a curated record.
UCAACCCACCCGAUUAGGAUUCUAAUUAACCAAGUAAAGGAUCCGACGGACACUAGUGAUUCUUCACCGAUCGAUUCGAUUUUGCCGUGAGGAGAACAAGCUUUGCUGAUCGCAGAUCACGACGAUUCAUUUCGGUGAGCAACUCAACCUUUGGAUUCAAUCCAAACCCAGAAUCCAAGGGUUUCCAAAAAAUUCACACUUUUGUUUGGAAACCCUAGGCUCUGGUUCGUUUCUGGAUCAUCUAUGGUGGGUAAAUUGUUCUGUUGAUACGAGACAAGGUUUUGGAUUUGGAGGAGAAUGAGAGCUGUGAAUUUCAUGUAUAGCUCGAGCAAUCCCAGAUUUCGCGGGGUUUUCAAUGGGCUUUGCGCUGUAAUUAUAUUCAUCUUCUUCUUUGAUCAGAGCGGUAUACUCAGGAACCCUUUAUUAAAGAAUCUGUCUUUAGUUGAUGCUAGUGGUAGAGGAACUGUUUCCCAAUGUCAGUUUAGUAAUGGGUUUAGCAAGUUUACUGUAACUCGUCGACAUAUGAGUGAAGUUGAUGACACUCAUGGUUCUUCUGGUUAUAAUAAUAACACCUUGAGUGGUAGUGGUGGUGGUGGUGAUAGUACUACUGUAUCGUGCUCUGGGUUACAUGAACACAGAGGUUAUGCUGAUGAAUGUGAGUUCUUGAAAUCAAACCCGGUAUGUUCUCCAGAUGGGUUCUUUGAUUACCUCAACUUCUUUUAUUGCUCUUGCGGAGAGUUUAGGAUAUUGGGUUAUGUUGUGUUAGGGGUGUGGCUUGUGGCUCUCUUUUAUCUGUUGGGUAACACUGCUGCAGAUUACUUCUGCUGUUCGUUGGAGAAGCUUUCUAAGCUUUUGAAGUUGCCUCCAACUGUUGCUGGUGUUACUCUACUUCCGCUUGGUAACGGAGCCCCUGAUGUGUUUGCCAGUAUAGCUGCUUUUGUUGGUUCGGAUAAAGGGGAAGUUGGUCUUAACAGCGUCUUGGGUGGUGCGGUGUUUGUGACUUGUAUUGUUGUUGGGAUUGUUUCGCUUUGUGUUGCGGAUAAAGAAGUUAAGAUCGAUAAGAAAUGUUUCAUCAGGGAUUUGAGCUUCUUCCUUUUCACAUUGGUGGCUUUGAUGGUGAUUUUGAUGGUUGGUAAAGUGACAGUGGGUAUCGCCAUUGCCUUUGUCUCUAUCUAUGUGUUAUAUGCUUCUCUUGUUGCUGCAAAUGAGAUUUUGAGGAAACAUUCAAGGAGGUUGAAGCUGGAUUCUUUUAUGCCUUUGCUCCCGAUGCAAGGAAGUGUGUUUUCCCCAAGUGUUGAAGAAGAUAUUCCUAUGUACAGCCCCUUGCUAGAACUUGACACCGAGGAAGGUCCACCUAAGCUGCAUGAUUCUCUACCACAGUGGAUGUGGGCUACAAAUGUAGCCAUCUAUUCAAAUCAUUUCGCAAAAGCAAAUGCAAAUGAUGAAGAAAGACCUCCAUGGGGAUGGACUGAAGACGGUGCAGAAGUCGAGAGCUCGUUAUGUUUGAAAGUCACAUCCAUGCUUGAAAUGCCAUUGACUGUUCCUAGACGGUUAACAAUCCCUUUAAUCGAGGAAGAUAGCUGGUCAAAGACGUACGCUGUGGCUAGUGUCUCAUUAGCUCCUGUCCUACUCUCCUUUCUUUGGAGCAGCCAAAAUGAUACGAGUCUUCAAGCUAGCAUUGUAGCUUACCUUAUCGGUAUUGCGAUUGGAACUACUCUUGGAUUUCUUGCAUACAAAAACACAGAGCUAGAUCGUCCGCCUCAAAGAUACUUGAUCCCUUGGGUACUAGGUGGAUUCAUCAUGAGCAUUGUAUGGUUCUACAUGAUUGCAAACGAACUUGUUGCUCUUUUGGUUACAUUUGGUGGAAUCUAUGGAAUCAACCCGUCGAUACUUGGUCUAACCGUACUUGCUUGGGGAAACUCAAUGGGUGACUUAGUGUCAAACAUCGCAUUGUCGAUGAAUGGUGGAGAUGGCGUACAAAUCGCAUUAUCAGGUUGCUACGCUGGUCCAAUGUUCAACACGCUUGUUGGAUUAGGUAUGUCGAUGUUUCUUGGUGCUUGGUCGAAGAGUCCAGAGACUUACAUGAUUCCAAAAGACAAUAGCUUGUUCUACACUCUUGGAUUUCUAAUAUUUGGUUUGAUUUGGGCUCUUGUGAUGCUCCCUCGCAACGAGAUGCGACCGAGCAAAGUGAUGGGCAUUGGUCUGAUCGCAUUGUAUCUGAUAUUUGUCACGUUCAGGCUCAGCUCCGCCAUGGGAUUCAUACCUUGGGCUUCUUGAAACGCCAAUGUAACCAGCUCCUGUAUUGGCUCCUUAUUGUAUUCAUCAUCUAGUUAGAGAUAUCCCACUGGUUCUGAAGUAAAUGUUUGUUUGUAUUACAUUGAAUGUAACUGAUAAUGAAUCUUAGCCAUUGGAUCUAGGUCGUUGCCUUGGACCGUGUAUUCGAAAAUGGAGAUUGAUGGGCCUUGAUACUAAUGGGCCGAGAUUAUCAACUCAACUCAAUAAUGUUGUUUCGCUAUC